GGCCCCGACAAAGUGCUGGCGAGCUGCGACGUGACCCGGCGGCCGCGUGGGUGCCCGGUGAGCGAGCGAGGCAGCCGGCGAAGGACGCGACCUGGCCCCGGGCCCUGCGGAACUCCAGGCGCGUCACGUACACGCUCGGCGGCGCGAGCCGCGCAUAACGGUAUUUGGAUUUGAACUGCACUUUGGAAUUCAUCUAUACUUAAAAUGCCACCAGCAGUUGGAGGUCCAGUUGGAUACACUCCCCCAGAUGGAGGCUGGGGGUGGGCAGUAGUAGUUGGAGCUUUCAUUUCCAUUGGAUUCUCUUAUGCAUUUCCCAAAUCCAUUACUGUGUUCUUCAAAGAAAUUGAAAGUAUAUUCAGUGCCACCACCAGUGAAGUGUCAUGGAUAUCCUCAAUCAUGUUGGCUGUCAUGUAUGGUGGAGGUCCCAUCAGCAGUAUCCUGGUAAAUAAAUAUGGCAGUCGUCCAAUCAUGAUUGUUGGUGGAUGCUUGUCAGGCUGUGGCUUGAUUGCAGCUUCUUUCUGUAAUACUGUUCAGGAACUUUAUUUAUGUAUUGGAGUCAUUGGAGGUCUCGGGCUUGCCUUCAACUUGAAUCCAGCUCUGACAAUGAUUGGCAAGUAUUUCUACAAGAGGCGACCGCUGGCAAAUGGACUGGCCAUGGCAGGCAGCCCUGUGUUCCUCUCUACUCUGGCUCCCCUCAAUCAGGCUUUCUUUGGUAUUUUUGGCUGGAGAGGAAGCUUUUUAAUUCUUGGGGGCCUCCUACUAAACUGCUGUGUAGCUGGAGCCCUGAUGCGACCAAUAGGGCCGCCACCAACCAGUGCAGGGAAAGAUAGGUCUAAAGAAUCCCUUCAGGAAGCUGGAAAAGCUGACGAGAAAAAGGGAGGUGAUGCAAAUACAGAUCUUAUUGGAGGAAACCGCAAGGAAGAGAAACGAUCAGUCUUCCAAACAAUUAAUAAAUUCCUGGACUUAUCUCUGUUCACACACAGAGGCUUUUUGCUAUAUCUCUCCGGAAAUGUGCUCAUGUUUUUUGGACUGUUUACUCCUUUGGUCUUUCUUAGUAAUUAUGGCAAGAGUCAACAUUACUCUAGUGAGAAGUCUGCCUUCCUUCUUUCCAUUCUGGCUUUUGUUGACAUGGUAGCUAGACCUUCUAUGGGACUUGUAGCCAACACCAAGUGGAUAAGACCUCGAGUUCAGUAUUUUUUUGCGGCUUCUAUUGUUGCAAAUGGAGUGUGUCAUCUGCUAGCACCUUUAUCCUCCAGCUACAUUGGGUUCUGUGUCUAUGCGGGCUUCUUUGGAUUUGCAUUUGGAUGGCUCAGCUCAGUGUUGUUUGAAACACUGAUGGACCUCGUUGGACCUCAGAGGUUCUCCAGCGCCGUGGGACUGGUGACCAUUGUGGAAUGCUGUCCUGUACUCCUGGGGCCACCACUUUUAGGUCAUCUGAAUGACAUCUAUGGAGACUACAAAUACACCUACUGGGCAUGUGGUGUGAUCCUAAUUAUCGCAGGCAUCUAUCUCUUCAUUGGCAUGGGCAUCAAUUAUCAACUUGUGGCCAAAGAGCAGAAAGCAGAGAAGCAGCAGAAAAAGGAAAGUAAAGAAGAGGAGACCAGUGUAGAUGCUGCUGAGAAGCCGAAAGAAUAUGCAUCAGAAUCUGCAGAGCAGAAAGACACAGAAGGAAGUCCCAAAGAGGAGGAAAGUCCAGUCUAAACCUGUGAGGCCUGAGGGUCAGUGCAGCAGCCGUGAUCAAGAUACCUGUAAAUAUACUGGCCUGUAAUCCAGCAGUGGUGCUCAUUGCCAAUAGUGGACAUGUGUGGGAAUCGUAUCAGGUGUUCAUUGAUGGAAUUUUUGUUUCACUCCUUACCAGUAGCCUGAAUUAAAAAUGCCAUACCUGUGGGGAGGGAGUGAUUGGCAAAAAAUGAGAGAAGGAAGUAGUGUGGGGUUUUUUUGUUUGUUUUUUUAAAUCCUAGCUUUUAACAGUGUCCAAAAGAUUAUAAUAUGUGCCUUAAGUUUUAGUCUUUAGAACUCUUUAGGGAGCCUUAACUUUUUAAACCAUUCUGCUGAAUGCUAUUUUAGGUGUUAGGUUAAUAAGGAAAAAUAACAACUAACUUGUUUGAGGCAAAUCUAAAAUUUAAAAUUAACCUUCAUUGUUAUUUGUAUUAUCGUGUCAGACAUCAUCACUGGAAGAUUUGUGAAUAGAAAUAUUGGUUGGAAGUUGGGAUUAUAAAAUCCUGACUAAAAUAUUUUCCUCUCAUCAGUAGUUGCCUAGAUUCGUGCCUGGUAGCUAUAUAUUUAGGAAAUUUAAGGCGCAAAACUUUGGAAACAUCUUAGCUGUUCUAGAUACAUUGUACUCGUCAGCACCCCUCUGGAAUCUUUUCUUGGGAUGCUAAUAUUAUUAGUGCUUGAGAAUUUAUAUCAUUAAAUUACUAUUUUCUCUUUUCAAAGACAUUUUGAGUGGUUAUAAACCAUUGCCCCCUUUGAAAUCACUUAAUAUUUUUCACUGUAAAAGUUAACUUUAAAAUAUGGAAAACCAUAUAUUUGUGCAUCUGUAGUGAAUACAACACAUCUAGUUAAAUGUAGAUAAAUAUUUCAUACAGCAGCAGAAUUCAGCUUCAGUUUUACCAAAACCUCAGUUAAACUAUGAGACUUAGAUUUUUUGUUGUUGAUUUUCCUGGAGUUCUCCCCCAUUAAUUCAUAGUGGUUCCAUUUAUAUCUGGGUCUAGCUUAGAGCUGUGUGUGAAAUAUUCAAUCUUUGUGUGUUUUUGUUGUUUUUUUUUUUAAAUGUUUGCUAAUUAAAGCCAGAGCAAUUUGGCCCCAGGCAAACCAACGAAGAUAAGAUUGGGAGGGAAGUUUCUCCUUUUCUUUUUCUGAGAAGGCCUGGAAAAAAAUUAGGUCUUGCUUAUAAUUAUUGGACACAUUCUUAUUACUCCACACAAACAUAAAGAUAUUCUGACCCUUUUUACUUAUUUGAAAAAUAGAGAAGUGGGCUUAGUAGAAGGAUAGGGAGAUUGGACCAGAAUGAAAUCUGUAAAUAUUUUUUAAACUAGUAUCUUUUAAAAUGCACAAGAAGAUAAUGAUAGACACUCAGUAAAUUAUAUUCAGUGCAUUUUAAAAUAUCAUUGUAAUUGAAACAGUGAAAGUAUAGGUAUAAAAACCUUUUGUGUAAGAGGCUGGCUUUUCCAAAUAAACUUUUUUUUUCUUUUUUUAAAGAAAUGUUUCUCCCUCCAAAUGUUUAUUCUCUUGAGAAAAUAUUUCUGUGUCUUCAUUAUCAAAUUAAUUUGGCCCUUGCUAAUAUUAAAUCAUUCAGCUUAUAUACUGUGGGAACUGUGUAUAUGGCUUAUUUUUAUUUUUCUUUGUUCCUCCUUUAAGUCCAUGAAGAGGGGGAUUUUGAAAUCACCUCUCUGAAAGCAUCCAAAGCAGUUAACCUUAAAGGAUACAAUGAAAACUCCUUUCUAUGCCUGAAUGUCAUGGCAGAUGGAGAAGGAAUUUUAGGGGAGAAGCCUGCUGUGACUGUUGGCAGGCUUGGCUCCAAUUGGGAUUCUGCCGUUUUCCAUAGACCAGAGCCCAUAACCUUUAUGUGCCUCUCUCCCCUUCCACAAAAAUGAGGAUCACUGUCCAUGAGGUAAUAUAAGUAAAGGAAAUGGGAAAGGGGCAUGGGGUGGAGGAGGAGAAGUACAGGAUUAUUUUUCCUUGUAGGAGAGGAAAACUUUUCCCUUCUUUCUCAGUUCUUUGGAUGGCCUAAUAAUUAAACUGACAUAAGACAGGUAAGAUAGGAGAAAAUUUUCAUUUCAUACAUACAGGAACUUCACAGAGACACGAGAAGGCCAAAAACCGGCAACUGAGGUUUGCAAGCCAUCUGAAGCUAAAGAGAGGAGGGGGGCAGGGGUCUGCGGCUUCACAAGGAAUAAAGACAAUUUACAGGAAGAUGGGAAAAGCAAAUGUUUGGUAAACCAUGCCAGGCAGAGAAGUCUUCUGUAAAAAAAUAUUUUUUUUAAUUAUCCUUUGUAAUACUACUCUCUUCCUGGUACAGGCUCCCUACCUAAAUUCUUCUAGGCAGUUACAAGGGAGGUAAAAAGCUCUUCUUCAGUCUGUUAGGCAUUUGACUGCCUUUAGCUCAAAUAACCCACAUGUCCAAGUGGCACAUUUUGAGGCAGCCCUGUCCUGAACCCCAUCACCCCCAUCCCCAUUGUUGAGCUAUGUCCAUACCUAAGACCCUGCUUAAUCUUUUUUCAAUAGUUGAAUCUUGUUAGUGAAGGGUUAAAAACUGAUUCAAAGCUGGAAUUAAGCCUUCUAUUGACCAGUCCAACCCUGACUUUUUCCCCUGAAGAGGCAGGAUUAAAGUAUUACUCAGGAUCAGUUUUGGUAACAGCCAACACUAAAACCCAAUAUAGGCCCACUGUGUGCCAUCUAUUUCUUGUUAACAAGGAAUUGUUGGUUAUGUUCAACAAUGGAAAGGUGGGUGGACUUUCUGAUCCAAUCUAUUGUCCUUUACUCCACACGAGGACUAAAUUUUCUUCCAAUUCACACAGUGUCAGUGGCUGCUUUGGAAACACAGAUGUAUGCAAAGAGCACCCACCAGCUUUGUUUUCUCUGUGUCCCACAUCUUCCAUAGGUCACAGGGCCUAAAAAAAAGGCUUGGCAUACUUCAAGAGUAUACUCUGAAACAGGCUCCCAAGCCAAAGCUGGAAAACUACUUAAACUGAUAGGCUGGACAACUACAGAUGAUCAUAGUGACAAGACUGUAUUAUUGUGCUGUAGUGCAGUCUGCUGAUGAUUUACCUUAACUAGUUAUAAAUAAUUUCUACAAAAUAUUCAGGAAAGCAUGGUGGUAGAAACAAAUUAUGGAAAAUUCAGAGGUGUUUUUAUCCCUAUUUAGUCACAUUGGUAACUAAUCCUUUGAAUUCUUGGGUUGUCUGAAUUUAGUUUAUGUUUGUACCAUAGAUACAUAUGUCAAUAUUAAUCCUGUAUUUUAAAAAGGAAAAAAGUUUGUUAAAAGCCAUUUAAUAUUUUUGUAUGAACCAGUGUUUUACUGUAUUGAAUUUGAUUGAUAAAAUGGGUACUGAUUUGUAUGAAAAACCUAAA
Molecule: messenger RNA, 5073 nt
Organism: Nyctereutes procyonoides (raccoon dog)
Lineage: Eukaryota; Metazoa; Chordata; Mammalia; Carnivora; Canidae
Gene: SLC16A1
Product: solute carrier family 16 member 1
Exons: 5
Coding region: 205-1701 (498 amino acids)
Biological process (GO): transmembrane transport; monocarboxylic acid transport
Cellular component (GO): membrane
Molecular function (GO): monocarboxylic acid transmembrane transporter activity
Source: RefSeq, a predicted model, not a curated record